GGCUUGGCGAGCGGCUACAUCCACCCGGCGAAAGUGGACACGAGACUGUCGGUGUGUUCAGGAGAACAGCGGUUCAUUAUUUAGCACUGCACAACCAUGCCGUCUGACCUGGCUAAGAAGAAAGCAGCAAAGAAGAAGGAGGCUGCCAAAGCUCGCCAGCGCACCAAGAAAACUGAAGAAGUAAAUGGGGAGAGUGAACAACAAGAGGCCCAGCUUAAUGGAGCAGAGAGCAAUGGUGUUGAAAAUUUGACAAAGGAGCUGGAUGAGUUUGAGCUGCGGAAAACGGAGGCCCGGGCAGUGACGGGUGUUCUUGCCUCCCACCCUAACAGCACUGAUGUCCAUAUAAGCAGCCUGUCGCUCACCUUCCAUGGUCAAGAGCUGCUUGCAGACACCAGCCUGGAGCUGAACUCAGGCAGACGCUAUGGCCUCAUUGGUCUUAAUGGCACAGGAAAAUCCAUGCUGUUGUCAGCCAUCGGACAUCGUGAGAUUCCCAUUCCAGAGCACAUAGAUAUUUACCACUUGACCCGAGAGAUGGCCCCCAGCGAAAAGACUGCUCUGCAGUGUGUCAUGGAGGUGGAUGAACAGAGGAUCAUGUUGGAGAAGGAGGCAGAAAGACUUGCCCAUGAAGACUCUGAGUGUGAGAAGCUGAUGGAGCUGUAUGAGCGUCUGGAGGAGCUGGAUGCAGACAAGGCGGAGAUGCGAGCCUCUCGGAUCCUCCACGGUUUGGGUUUCAGCACUGCGAUGCAGCAGAAGAAACUGAAGGACUUCAGUGGAGGGUGGAGGAUGCGUGUUGCUCUGGCCAGGGCUUUGUUCAUCAAGCCCUUCAUGCUGCUGCUGGAUGAGCCCACUAACCACUUGGACCUGGAUGCUUGCGUGUGGUUGGAGGAGGAGCUUAAAUCGUUUAAGCGAAUCCUCGUGCUCAUCUCACACUCUCAAGACUUCCUGAACGGUGUGUGUACCAAUAUCAUCCACCUGCAUCAGAAGAAACUGAAGUACUACACGGGUAACUAUGACCAGUAUGUGAAGACCAGACAGGAACUGGAAGAGAACCAGAUGAAGCGCUUUAACUGGGAACAGGACCAGAUAGCACACAUGAAGAACUACAUAGCCAGGUUUGGUCACGGCUCUGCAAAACUGGCACGACAAGCACAGAGCAAAGAGAAGACUCUGCAGAAGAUGGUUGCAUCAGGCUUGACUGAAAGAGUCGUGAAUGACAAGACUCUGUCAUUUUAUUUUCCUCCCUGUGGGAAGAUUCCUCCUCCUGUUAUCAUGGUUCAGAAUGUGAGCUUCAAGUACAGUGAGAAUACACCGUACAUAUAUAAAGACCUGGAGUUUGGUAUUGACUUGGACACGCGAGUGGCUCUGGUGGGACCCAAUGGAGCUGGGAAAUCUACACUUCUGAAGCUGCUUAUGGGAGAGCUCCUACCUACUGAUGGUAUGAUCCGCAAACAUUCUCAUGUCAAGAUUGGCAGAUAUCACCAGCACCUGACUGAGCAGCUUGAGCUGGACUUGUCUCCUUUGGAGUACAUGAUGAAGUGUUUCCCUGAGAUCAAAGAAAAGGAGGAGAUGCGGAAGAUCAUCGGUCGCUAUGGUCUAACUGGGAAACAGCAGGUCAGUCCGAUCAGAAAUUUGUCAGAUGGUCAGAAGUGCAGAGUGUGUUUUGCUUGGCUGGCCUGGCAGAACCCUCAUAUGCUGUUCCUUGACGAGCCUACUAAUCACCUGGAUAUCGAGACUAUUGAUGCGUUGGCAGAAGCGAUCAACGAGUUCGAGGGUGGUAUGAUGCUAGUCAGCCACGACUUCAGGCUAAUUCAGCAGGUGGCUCAAGAGAUCUGGGUCUGUGAGAAGCAGACCAUCACAAAGUGGAACAGAGACAUCCUGGCAUACAAAGAGCAUCUGAAAUCAAAGAUCGAAAAACAGCAGGCACAUGACAUCUAGAGGAGCUUCAUGCUGAGCCACUCCUUUAUCUCAUCACAGAUUUGACCUGCGAACUCCUGAAGGGAUGAGCAGGAAACGUCCAAGCCAGAACUAAAACGGUCUCUUGUACAUGUUGUACUGUAUUUCCAUCGGUUUGACAGUGCUGCACCGUGCUGAACAUGACCCAAACCCCCUCCGCUGUUCUGAUUGGCUGAUUCACCCGAAGCAUCUCGGUGCAUUUUGGAAUGCAUUCCAUUGUGCUGUCUUCAUAGGAAAGUUUUAUUUUUCCACGUUCUGUUUAUCCCAACAUGUAUGCAGCAGCUUUUAGGUCAUAUUUUAUAUUUAAAAAAUUGACUUCUUUCUCCCCCCAUGUAAAAUUACAGUUCUGCCUUAUUUAACAAUGUAAUGCAAUAAGUUUGUCUGAAUAAACGGAACAUUAAAAAACA
Pundamilia nyererei is the source of this 2360-nucleotide messenger RNA. RefSeq names its product ATP-binding cassette, sub-family F (GCN20), member 2b (gene abcf2b). The transcript has 15 exons. Bases 97 to 1935 code for a protein of 612 amino acids. The record is from RefSeq and is a predicted model, not a curated record. Gene Ontology annotation, molecular function: ATP binding; ATP hydrolysis activity. Lineage: Eukaryota; Metazoa; Chordata; Actinopteri; Cichliformes; Cichlidae.